GCCCGCAGCGUUCCAUUGUUGCAACUCUACCGACGCAUUGCGAUGAUCGUAGCCACAGGGACACACCGUUUCGUUGGUUACUAGUGUUUCGUCAUAGCCGACCGUUGAAUAUCUGGCUUUCUCGCCCGCCUCUUAUACCAGCGUAGUCCCCCCGCCGCACGCCUUCACGAUGCCUGUAACCUCGAGGAAAACACCAGCCAAAAUGGCCGCUUCUACCGCUGCCGCCGCGAAAGCUCGCCAGGACGGAGAGCUACGCCGCCGAACCAAAGAUUCCAGCUCGCCCUCAGCGCCGUCGACACCCAUUUUCAAUGGCCCUCCAACCGAGGCACGGGUCCAAUAUGUAGAGGAGGAAGAGCGCUAUAACAACGAGCUGAAGCAGCUUGCCGAGCAAGCGAAAGCCGACGCCGCCUUUGCUCGCAGACGUAUGGUUCUGCUCGCCAAGGUCGUGGGCGUAAUCACGCUGCUUGCUGUGGCGGCGUGGGCGUCGCAGCUGAGCUUAGCGCCGGUAUACGGAGGUCUGCCGGCCGCGAGGACACAUAUCUUUGUCAUUGGGUUUGGCUGCUUUGUUGGAUGGGCGCUCAAUGCAGAUUUGACGCUGGCUUUGGACCGUGCUGGCGUACUUGACUGGUUUGGUGCGCCAGAGAUGCUGCCCGUGUUUACGGUGUAUGCUCCGCUGCUGCAUCUGGGCUUGGAACGGUUCAGCGAUUUACUUGGUAUCUACGGGCCAUUGGUGACGGAAAUGUUCACGUUGUUCCCUUUGGCUGCUUUGUCUGCCGCUACCGUGGCAGACUGUGUUAUUGAGGCCAAGGUGGACCACUUGAUCCCGAGGAGAGUGCCCGGUUUGAUCGCUGACAGUGUCCCGGGGUUGGGCGUCUGGCUUCUGUAUAUCAGAAUCCACGCUCUUGUGCCACAUAUGUUCAACUUUCUUUUGGGCCAAUCUAUCGUCUUCACUGCAAUCGGACUGCACGCUCUCGUGGCUGUGUUUCAGGCUGUCCUUGCUCCGAGUGCCUUGCUCGUGGUUGCACUCCCGGGGCUUUUCCACACGGCCAUGUUCAACUACCAUGUCCAAAACUCGUUUGGCGACGCUCUUGUCAACAGCACUCUGGUGGAAAAUGGAUGGAGAGUCUUAGAGCGAGAGCAGUCUGUCACAGGAUACGUGUCCGUUCUGGAAAACAUUGAGGCCGGGUAUCGUGUCAUGAGAUGCGACCACAGCUUGCUUGGCGGCGAAUGGGUUGCCGAAAGGGGAACUCUCCUGGCCGAGCCCGUCUAUGGUGUCUUUGCGAUGUUGGAAGCCGUCCGCCUAAUUAACAGGAUAUCUCGUGUUCCUGACACCGACGCCAAGGCGUUGGUUAUCGGUCUAGGUGUAGGCACGACACCCUCAGCUUUGGUCACUCACGGAAUCAAGACUACGGUUGUCGAAAUCGAUCCUGUUGUGCAUAAAUAUGCGCAAAAGUACUUUGGGCUGCGCGAAAAUACACCGGCAAUCAUCGACGACGCUGUCUCAGUUGUUACUCGCCUAGUAGACGAUUCACCUCUGCGAUUCGACUACAUUAUUCACGACGUCUUUACCGGCGGUGCUGAGCCCGAAGCCUUGUUCACCGGACAAUUUUUAGCCGAUCUUGGAUCCCUUUUGAACGCAGACGGAGUUAUUGCGCUUAACUACGCAGGUGAUAUGGCCUUGGAUUCAACAAAAGAUGUCAUUAUUCGCAUCAAACAAACUUUUAGAAUGUGUCGUAUGUUCCGGGAAUAUCCUCCUGAUGCAACGCUGAUUGCUACGUCGGGCACCGAUUUUGCCAAUGGGGUUCUCUUCUGUACCAAUCACCCCUAUGGCAUUGACUUUGAUACUCCAAACGAGGACGAUUAUCUGCGCACGUAUGCUCGACAGCAAUUCCUCAUGCCUAAACAUGAGGUCAACAUGGAUUCAUUCAUCCGCAAGUCUAUGGGCUCACACAUGAAGAAGCAGCGCAGUACUUGGGCAGUUAUCAAAGAGGAUUACAUCGGCCCAUUUUGGCAAUAUCGAAAAGGCAAGACCGGGCCAGUAAAGCGAGUUACCAACAGAGAAGAGGCAGCUUUUGGACACUGGAAAAUCAUGCGUACCGUGGUUCCCCCUAGAGUCUGGGAACUUUGGUAGAUUAUGUACAGUACGGCGAUGUCAGAUUAAAUGGGUGUAAUUUAGAAUAUGAACCUAUAUAAUCAAUAUGGAUAUACCCUGUUCAGGUUAAGCUAAUGAAUGUCAUGUCAUGUAGCACUUCGCAAGCCAAGGUUUGCGCCAGUCUAGCCUUGGGAAAUUGAUUUGGCAUACUCCAAGUUGGACUUGGAGAACUCCUCGGUAUACUCAGAGAUGUACUUGGGCAGCUCUACGCGGUUAUGCGGUGCUGGGACCGGCUCGCCAAAUGUAGACUGCAUGGGAAUAACACCAGUCCAGACGCUGUUCAAAACAUCCUCGCUUUCCAUGUCUUGCUUGGCAUCGCUGCCACCGCCAGUGCGAAACUUGAGACUUCCUGAAGCAAUGGUGAUUUUGAGAACACCAGUGCUCUGCAGUUCAGAAUUGGCAGGGGGCAAUCUGGAAUUCUUCCAGCGAUCUGGAAUGACAGAGUUUGUGACUAGUUCCAGUGCGUAGACCUUCUCGGCAGGAUCAGUGACCAGAGUCGCGUGUCCAAAGAGCACUGCUGAGCGGUAGUUGUAGCUUGACUCGAAGGACGAGAGGGCGAGUACGAGGCCGUCUACAUGAGAAGCAGAAACACAAACAGGUACACCCUCGCUACCAGCAGCACGGCCGUUGUUGAACAUGCGGCUGGUGACGUAGCCGUGGACGUAAAGAUCCAGCGGAUCGCCUAGGUCAGCGCUUGGUCGGUCAAAGGAGCCCAUCUGGCCAAUCAUGGGCAGCGUAGCUGGGAAAGGAGAGUUGGGGAUGUUCAUUGAAACGUGUAGUAGAUGAGUAGAGUUAAUGAGCUCAUGGAUUUUACGAAGAGCAUAUACAC
This is a messenger RNA of [Torrubiella] hemipterigena, 2981 nucleotides long. The record is from the annotation of a GenBank genome assembly. NCBI's taxonomy places the organism in Eukaryota, Fungi, Ascomycota, Sordariomycetes, Hypocreales, Clavicipitaceae.